AUGGGGCAGUUGAUGAGCUAAGGCCACAGAGUGAGGCCUAGAGUUUUACACACACACACAAACACAAACACAAUCACAAUCAAGAUUCUUUGGAGUGCUGAUUUUCUCUCUCUUCUUUCUUCUUCUUCCCCCCUCUGUAACAUCCCGCUUCUUCGAUCCCUUUCUGUUAAUCAUCUGUCUUUCAAAAGUUUUCUGGUUUUUGGGUUUGUUUAAUCUGGAUUAAAAGGCAAACUUAGAGAAGGAUUUGGAAAGCCAGGUGUUUUCAGAAACGAGAUCUUUGUGUUUUUGGUCAAAUUUUAUUAGGGACUUUUCUUUUCCCUUCAUUAUUUUUCUGUUCAUAAUUUUCUCUUUCAUCCAAACGCCUAGGAGGGCUUAUUUGCUGUCCCUCAAGGUUGGUUUUUCAAGCCAUAGGGAAAAAAGGGGUUUGUUUAUUUGAAAAUCUCCUUGGAUCCUUCGUUUUUUCGUUCAUCUGUAGUUAAUAUUUUUUUCUGGGUUUUUCUUGGAAAAAAAUCAACUUUCUUGAUUUUGGUAAGAAACAGGUUGAUUUUUCUGUCUUUAAUUAGCUUUUGAUUUUCAGGAUUUAGUUUGUUUUGUUAAAAUUAGUUCAAGGAAUGGCAGCUACAAUGGAUUUGUGGAGUAGCACAGCUCUGGAACUUUACUCAGACCCCUUUAGGGGUGGUGAGCUCAUGGAAGCACUUGAGCCUUUUAUCAAAAGUGCUUUCCCAACACCAUCUUCUUCUUCUUCACCCUCAAAUUCUUCUUUAGUGACACAAAAUACCCCCCACCAAGAUCUCAACUUUUCUUCUUCCUAUUCUUCAACCCCUUUUUCUUCUACCUCCUCUUCUUACCCCUACAGUUCCUGCAAUUUCUCACCUUCAAUUUCUGCAUCACAGACCCACAUGUACCCAGAUGGCUGCUCCACCUCGACAACCAAGUUCUUUUCCCAAGGGUUUUCGGGUCAUGACCCAUUUGGUCUUGAGCAACCGGGUUCUAUUGGGCUCAACCACCUAACCCCAGACCAGAUCCACCAGAUCCAAGCCCAACUCAACUUUCAACAGCAGCAACAGAUGAUGCCAGCCCAAUGGCCUCAGAACCAGCAGACCCUGAACUUCCUUAGCCCAAAGCCUAUCCCAAUGAAGCAGGCGGGCUCACCCACGAAGCCCACCAAGCUCUACAGAGGGGUGAGGCAACGUCACUGGGGGAAAUGGGUAGCUGAGAUCCGUCUACCCAAGAACCGGACCCGACUCUGGCUCGGCACCUUCGACACAGCCGAAGAGGCAGCUUUGGCCUACGACAAGGCCGCUUACAAGCUUAGAGGCGACUUUGCAAGGCUCAACUUCCCCCACCUCCGCCACAGUGGGUCCCACAUCGGCGGCGACUUCGGAGAGUACAAGCCUCUUCAUUCCACAGUUGAUGCUAAGCUACAAGCCAUUUGUCAAAGCUUGGCUCAAGGGAAGAGUAUAGACUCCUCCAAGAAGUCAAAAGGGGCGGCUGUUAAGCGGAAGAAAGUGUCGGUUUCGGAGCAAUCGGCGGCGACGGCGGCGGAGGAGGAGGAAAAGGUGGUAGUGGUGGAGAUAGGAUCCGACAGUGACGGGUCGAGCGGAUCAAGCGGUUCACCCGUUUCGGAUCUUACUUUCCCGGAUAUUUUGGAGGAGUGCACAUGGGACAUGGUAUGGUCGGAGAAUUUCUUACAGAAGUACCCAUCUAAUGAGAUUGAUUGGGCUUCAAUAUAAUUGGGUCUGCAGUGUCAUUUAUGUAAUUUUGUAUUUUGAACGUAUAGCAAUUUAGGUACUAUUUGUAAUGGGUGUCUUUGAGUUAGUCUUAAAGGGCAUAAUCGUCUGCAAUUGAAUUUUUGGAGAUUGCAGAUUAGUCCUUGUGUUUUAUAGUAUUAAUGGUCGAGUCCGAAUGGAUUAUUAGGUUAGGUGAUUUGUGCAGCGUAUGUUAUGAAUGUAUGUUAUGUCUACCAUGGUCAGCUGGUUUUUGGUUGGCUAGACCACUGGAUGAUGACUACUUUAUUAUUGUAAUGCUAUUUGUUGGUAGUUGUUAUGUUUUGCAAUUACAUAUUAAUGGCUCC
Molecule: messenger RNA, 2074 nt
Organism: Ilex paraguariensis (yerba mate)
Lineage: Eukaryota; Viridiplantae; Streptophyta; Magnoliopsida; Aquifoliales; Aquifoliaceae
Source: the annotation of a GenBank genome assembly